Achroia grisella is the source of this 3127-nucleotide messenger RNA. It is a transcript of the gene Past1, whose product is annotated as EH domain-containing protein 3. Gene Ontology annotation, molecular function: calcium ion binding; GTP binding; molecular adaptor activity. Gene Ontology annotation, cellular component: presynaptic membrane; clathrin-coated pit; intracellular vesicle. The record is from RefSeq and is a predicted model, not a curated record. Bases 192 to 1790 code for a protein of 532 amino acids. Lineage: Eukaryota; Metazoa; Arthropoda; Insecta; Lepidoptera; Pyralidae. Gene Ontology annotation, biological process: endosomal transport; clathrin-dependent synaptic vesicle endocytosis. The transcript is spliced from 3 exons.
CAACUGGAUAUGUCAAUCUUAUUUCAGUAAUUUAAUUUCUCUCUCGCAUUCAUUCCAUAUUCAUUGAAGAGGAUGAUCGUGGUUUUCAUUUGUAUAUUGCAAAAAUACUGUUGACAAAAGUGGUGGAGUGAGUGAAUUGGUGUCUGUGUUGUUAAUAAUAAUCUACUGAAGAAUAUAUUGUGAUUAUAAUCAUGUUUAGUUGGUUGAAAAAAGAAGGGGAGAAGGCGGACAGCAUUGCCAAUGUUGUGGAAGGUCUAAAAAAGAUUUAUAGAACAAAACUUUUACCAUUGGAACAGCAUUACCAAUUUCAUGACUUCCACUCGCCACAACUAGAGGAGCCUGACUUUGAUGCGAAGCCGAUGAUACUCCUCGUAGGUCAAUAUUCGACCGGUAAAACUACGUUUAUCAAAUAUCUCCUAGAGAGAGACUUCCCUGGCAUACGGAUCGGUCCGGAGCCAACAACAGAUAGGUUUAUUGCGGUUAUGUUCGAUGAAAAAGAGGGCGUUAUUCCCGGUAAUGCUCUUGUUGUCGAUCCAAAGAAACAAUUCCGACCGCUGAGUAAAUUUGGUAACGCCUUCUUGAAUCGAUUUCAGUGUUCUACUGUCGCCUCACCGGUACUCCAGGGGAUCUCUAUAGUAGAUACGCCUGGUAUUUUAUCUGGAGAGAAGCAAAGAGUUGAUAGGGGGUAUGAUUUUACUGGCGUGUUGGAAUGGUUCGCUGAGCGUGUUGAUCGUAUCAUUCUAUUGUUCGACGCCCACAAACUCGACAUAUCAGACGAGUUUAGACGGAGUAUUGAAGCUCUGAGGGGCCAUGAUGACAAAAUUAGAAUUGUGCUCAACAAAGCUGAUAUGAUAGAUCAUCAGCAAUUGAUGAGAGUAUAUGGAGCACUCAUGUGGUCCCUAGGAAAAGUCCUUCAAACACCUGAGGUAGCCCGUGUGUAUAUAGGCUCAUUUUGGGACCAACCUCUUCGAUAUGAUGUGAAUAGGAGAUUAUUUGAUGACGAAGAGCAGGACCUCUUCAGAGAUAUGCAAUCCUUACCACGAAAUGCAGCGUUACGUAAAUUAAACGAUCUAAUAAAAAGGGCGCGCCUCGCUAAAGUACAUGCCUACAUAGUUAGUGAGCUGAGGAAAGAAAUGCCAUCCAUGUUUGGUAAGGAUGGUAAGAAGAAAGAGCUCAUAAAGAACUUGGGACAGGUUUAUGAUCGUAUACAGAAAGAACAACAGAUAUCCCCUGGUGAUUUUCCUGACAUUAAGAAGAUGCAAGAAACUUUAGCAAAUCAUGAUUUUACAAAGUUCCAUGCGCUGAAGCCGAGAUUACUUGAGAUAGUGGACAAUAUGCUGGCGACAGAUAUAGCUCAACUUAUGGAAAUGAUUCCACAGGAGGAUGCCAACAUAGUCACAGAACCAUUAAUAAAGGGUGGUGCAUUCGAAGGUGUCGAAGAUCAAAUUUCACCGUUCGGCUAUGGCAGAGGCGAGGGCGUGGACGCUGGACAUGGUGAUCCGGAAUGGAUAUGCAGUAAAGAGAAACCAAGAUACGAUGAAAUAUUCAGAACCCUCAACCCUAUCGAUGGAAAAGUCACCGGAGCUGCGGCUAAGACGGAGAUGGUGAAAUCGAAGCUGCCCAAUUCAGUGCUUGGUAAGAUUUGGAAGCUUUCUGACAUUGACAGCGACGGGUUCCUGGAUGAAGAGGAGUUUGCUCUGGCGAUGCACCUCAUCAGGGUAAAGACCGACGGACACGACCUACCCUCGGAGUUACCAGCGCAUCUCGUGCCUCCAUCGAAGCGCAAUUGAAAUUGACGUCAUCAGAACGGCAUACUAUCACUUCAUAGUUCAUACAAGAUAUAUCAGCGUUGCAGAUUGUCUGAUUUCGGUUUUUGGAAAAAAACAUUGUAGCUCUUGAUAUCUUAUUCUUACAGCGUCUUGCAUUUCUGUUUACAUUUACACGGGUUUAGUAUUUACAGUUUCUACAAACAGGACGGAUUCUUUUAUAUUUGAAGAAUUCCUUUUAAUAAAACGAAGUUAAUUAAAUAAAAGUACUGAGCAAAUUGGCAAACAUAUGAAAAAAAAAACAUUAAGAUAGUUGCCAGUAGCAAAUUUGUUCACCAAAAAGUCCAGAAAAGACAAAAAUGUAAUGUAUUCAACUACUUGUAAACCUAAUUACAUCGAGUUAAAUUCUCAGUACUAAGCCCUUGUAAAUGUAAUGCGCAUUUAUCCAAUGUAUGUGGUCAGCACUUAAUUGCUUUAUUUAUUAAAAGUGUGGAAAUGGCAGAAUUAUUGUAUGACUGAUACGUUUGAAUAUUUCAUAAUCAUUGCAUGUUAUUUUCGAAUACGAACCAUAUUAAAUUAUUUAUUGUUGUGGAGCAAACUUAUGUAAUAAAGAAUAAAAGUAAGAGUACCGCUUAGUAGGUCACACUGUAGACGUCUAUGGCCUUAUAUAACCAGUUGCUUGAAUGGCUAUUACUGAUUUUUACGAUGACGUUUCUUGUCUAUGAUUAAAAAAGUAGUUACAUAUUUUUUUUUAUAUUGAAUUUGUUCUAAUUUUAAAUUAAAUUUGAAUGCGAUACUCGAUCGUUCAUGUGCUGCUUCGAGGCUUGUCGAGUUAAAUAUAAGAAAUACGAUUACAAAGGAGCAAAGUUCCUUUGACUGAUUAUAAUUAUAAUACCUUUAAUAUGGGCAUAAUAAAGAAAAUUAAUUGCAGUUUUUUGUUUUAAAUUGCAUAUAGAGAGUCCAAAAGAGCUUCAGUGCAGUUAAGUCAAUAAACAAACUCAGGCUUUAGUAAUUUAAGUUAUAAUUCCAUAAAAAUGACAUACGAUGUCAUAUAUACUUAGCUUAGUUGAGAUAUUUUAAUACAUUAUGCGUACGCGUUCUUGUGAUUUCAGUAAACUGUCAUACAUGGGCUCACUCUAUUUGUCACUAUGUCUGUCCAUUAAUCUUAGUUGUUUUCUAAAUAUACGUGUAUUAAUUACUGAAGAAAGGCCUCUCUGCCUGUCGUUCUAUAUUUUAAAUCCAAAAAUGUGUUUGUCUGUCAUACUUUCGAGCUUUAACUACUUAACCUAUCAUUAUGUUUUGAAUUACAAAGGACACUCUACUUUUUAUAUUGGUAAAGCGGAGAGCAUGUAAUGCGUACA